This is a messenger RNA of Rotaria sp. Silwood2, 384 nucleotides long. The record is from the annotation of a GenBank genome assembly. Lineage: Eukaryota; Metazoa; Rotifera; Eurotatoria; Philodinida; Philodinidae.
AUGGUGAAAAAGCUGAACAAGAAGAAAUCAAUUGAUUAUUCAGCCUUAACAGAUGAUAACACAGUACAUCGAUCUCCGGAAGCAAUUGUCAGGUGCCUAGAGCAACAUUUUACUGAACGUCAUUCACAACCUGUUUUAAAUAUGAUGAAUAUGCUUGAUAAAGAAGCAACCGACUUAUGGGAAUCAUAUAGUUUAGCUGACGAAGAAGAUAUUAAAUUAAUAUCUAGUUAUUCUGAUCUUCAAUUUACCGAACAAGAUAUAAAAGAUACCAUUCGAUCAUUAAAGGGGAAAAGCUGGUCUGGUUUUGAUCAAAUGUCUAAUAAAAUGAUCAAGUUGCUUCCUGCCCAUUUCCAUGGUGUUAACGUCAUUGAUAGUACAUACUGA